Messenger RNA from Candidozyma haemuli, 1278 nucleotides. RefSeq names its product methionine aminopeptidase. Gene Ontology annotation, biological process: proteolysis. Bases 1 to 1278 code for a protein of 425 amino acids. The record is from RefSeq and is a predicted model, not a curated record. Gene Ontology annotation, molecular function: metalloaminopeptidase activity. The transcript has a single exon. NCBI's taxonomy places the organism in Eukaryota, Fungi, Ascomycota, Pichiomycetes, Serinales, Metschnikowiaceae.
AUGAGAUCCGUCAGUACCGACUUCAAGACAAUGUCAGCGGAACAACUUCAACAAACUCCGAACGCAGACCUGCUGGUCGCUGAUAAAGUAGGUGACUUGAACAUCAAUGAGGGAUCCUCUCCUGCUCCAGAAAACGCCGAGGAAGGCGCCGGUGGUGAAGCUGACAAAAAGAAGAAGAAGAACAAAAAGAAGAAGAAGAAGCUCACAAACAUUGCCUCGUCUUACCCUGAUGGUGUUUACCCUGAGGGUCAAUGGAUGGAGUACCCAUUGGAGGUGAACAGUUACAGAACCACCGAUGAGGAGAAGAGAUACUUGGACAGACAGCAAAAUAACCGCUGGCAAGACUUCAGAAAGGGUGCUGAGAUCCAUAGAAGAGUUCGUGCCAAGGCACAGCAGGGUGUUAAGCCAGGAAUGACAAUGCUUGAGAUUGCUGACUUAAUUGAGAACUCUGUUAGACAAUACGUGGGCAAUGACCACCCAAAGAGCCAGGGUAUUGGUUUCCCUACUGGUUUGUCUCUCAACCAUGUUGCUGCCCAUUACACCCCUAACCUGGGUGAUAAGGUUGUCUUGAAGUACGAGGAUGUGAUGAAGGUUGAUAUUGGUGUCCAUGUGAAUGGUCACAUCGUGGACUCUGCAUUUACCAUGACCUUUGACGACAAGUACGAUCCUCUCUUGGAGGCUGUUAAGGCUGCUACCAACACUGGUGUCAAGGAAGCCGGUAUUGAUGUCAGACUUAACGAUAUUGGUGCUGCCGUCGAGGAAGUCAUGGAGAGUUACGAGAUGGAGGUGAACGGUAAGACUUACCCAAUCAAGUGUAUUAGAAACUUGAACGGUCACAACAUUGGUGACUACACCAUCCACUCGGGUAAAACUGUGCCAAUUGUUGCCAAUGGUGACAUGACCAAGAUGGAGGAGGGAGAGACUUUCGCCAUUGAGACUUUCGGUUCUACCGGUAAGGGUUACGUCAUUGGCCAGGGAGAGUGCUCGCACUAUGGCUUGAACCAGGAUGUUGACGUUAAAGCCCCUACUGAGAGAGCUAGACAGCUCGUGGACACUAUCAAGGAGAACUUCGGUACCCUUCCAUGGUGCCGUAGAUACUUGGAGAGAACCGGAGAGGAUAAGUACCUCCUAGCACUCAACCAAUUGGUUCGUGCUGGUAUUGUUGAGGACUACCCUCCAUUGGUUGACACUCUGGGCAGUUACACCGCCCAGUUUGAGCACACGAUCUUGCUUCACCCACAUAAGAAGGAAGUUGUGUCGAGAGGAGACGACUACUAA